CAGCAACUUCGCAAACACGCGGCAGGCGAUGCGGGCGGCAGCCUUGAGGUCGGCGCUGUGCUUCUCGUCCCGACUCGUCUCGCGCCUUUGGAUCCCGAGGAACAUGUCUUCUGACGGCCAGAUACCAGCCAAAGUCCCAAGGCUCAAUGAGAGAUUGGUUUGGGUGGACUUAGAGAUGACGGGCUUAGAUGUCACGAAGGAGGAGAUCAUGGAGGCUGCCGUGAUAGUGACUGAUAGUGAUCUGAAUGUGGUUGCCGAAGGGCCCAACCUUGUCCUGAAGGUGGAAGACAAGGUGCUCGACAACAUGAAUGACUGGUGCAAGCAGCAUCAUGGUGAUUCAGGAUUAACAGCUGGUUGCAGGAAGAGUGAAGUCACACUUGCUGCAGCUGAAGACCAGUUGCUGCAAUUUGUGACACAGCACACAGAAAAGGGCAAGGCUCCCCUGGCUGGUAACUCUGUUCAUGCAGAUAAGAAGUUCCUUGACAAAUACAUGCCAAAAUUGAUGAAACAUCUCCAUUAUCGUAUUGUUGAUGUCUCUACUGUAAAAGAGUUGUGCAGACGUUGGUACCCAGAAGACUUUGCUUCAGCUCCUACAAAGAAGGUGGCUCACAGAGCCCUAGACGAUAUUAAGGAGAGCAUUGAAGAACUGAAGUACUACAAGUCAGCAAUAUUUAAAUGAAAUGUAAAACCCUUUUGUCUAUUUUGUUACAGUUGUUGUUUUGUCAGCAGUAUUUAUAUAAAAUUGUGCUUCAAGAGUCAUGUUCCUUUCAAAAUAUGACAUUGUUAUCUUGAAAUAAAAUAAUGCAGACAU
Messenger RNA from Penaeus indicus, 811 nucleotides. RefSeq names its product oligoribonuclease, mitochondrial-like. The record is from RefSeq and is a predicted model, not a curated record. NCBI's taxonomy places the organism in Eukaryota, Metazoa, Arthropoda, Malacostraca, Decapoda, Penaeidae. Gene Ontology annotation, molecular function: nucleic acid binding; 3'-5'-RNA exonuclease activity. Gene Ontology annotation, cellular component: mitochondrion. The transcript is spliced from 5 exons. Bases 29 to 679 code for a protein of 216 amino acids.